This is a messenger RNA of Owenia fusiformis, 1171 nucleotides long. The record is from the annotation of a GenBank genome assembly. NCBI's taxonomy places the organism in Eukaryota, Metazoa, Annelida, Polychaeta, Sabellida, Oweniidae.
AGAGUCUGCCAUAACUGCUACUAGCGUCACAACAGAGGCGGUAUCUCCAACUGAUACUGAAGCAACAACAGAAUCUGAUAUAAUUGCUACUAGUGUUACAACAGUGGCAGUAUCUCCAACUGAUACUGAAACAAAAACAGCGUCUGCUAUAACUGCUACUAGUGUCACAACAGAGGCGGAAUCUCCAAUUGAUGCUGAAGCAACAACAGAGUCUGAUAUAACUGAUACUAGUGUCACAACAGAGGCGGUAUCUCCAACUGAUACUGAAGCAACAACAGAAUCUGAUAAAAUUGCUACUAGUAUCACAACAGAAGCAUUAUCUCCAACUGAUACUGAAGCAACAACAGAGUCUGAUGUAACAGCUACUAGUUUCACAACAGAGCCGGUAUCUCCGACUGAUACGGAAGCUACAACUGAGUCUGAUAUAACUGCUACUAGUGUCACGACAGAGGCGGUAUCACCAACUAAUACUGAGGCUACAACAGAGUCUGAUGCUUCUAGUGUCACAACAGAGGUGGUAUCUCCAACUGAUACUGAAGCAAUAACAGAGUCUGAUAUAACUGCUUCUAUAGUCACAACAGAGGCGGUAUCACCAACUGAUACUGAAACAAAAACAGAGUCUGAUAUAACGGCUACUAGUGUCACAACAGAGCUGGCAUCUCCGACUGAUACUGAAGCUAAAACAGAGUCUGAUAUAACUGCUACUAGUGUCACGACAGAGGCGGUAUCACCAACUGAUACUGAAGCAAUAACAGAGUCUGAUAUAACUGCUACUAGUGUCACAACAGAGCCGGCAUCUCCGACUGAUACUGAAGCUACAACAGAGUCUGAUAUAACUGCUACUAGUGUCACGACAGAGGCGGUAUCUCCAACUGAUACUGAAGCUACAACAGAGUCUGAUAUAACUGCUACUAGUGUCACAGCUGAAGCGGCAUCUCCGACUGAUACUGAAGCUACAACAAAGUCUGAUAUAAGAGCUACUAGAGUCACAACUGAAGCGGUAUCUCGAACCGAUAGUGAAGCAAUAACAGAGUCUGAUAUAACUGCUACUAGUGUCACAACAGAGCCGGUAUCACCAACUGAUACCGAAGCUACAACAGAGUCUGAUAUAACUGCUACUAGUGUCACAACAGAGCCGGUAUCUCCGACUGAUACUGAAGCUACAACAGAG